UUGGCGCGGGCGGUGGCGCGGGCGGUUAAGCGGCAGGCAAAAGGUGCACAGAAUAGCAUUGAUGAGGAGCAUGUUUUAGCUUUAAUUCUAAAAGAAAAUGAUUUGGAUGAAACAAAAUGUAUAAAAAAAUUGAAAGAAUAUUGUCAAGAACUGAAAGAAGCAAAACUAACAACGGAAAAAGUUCAUGAAAAACUAAAGGAUAUCUGUGAUAACACAAAACGAGAUGAAAAAUGUAAAAAACUAAAAACUAAAGUUACUGAAAAGUGCAAUGAAUUUAAAACAAAAAAGUUAGAACAAGCGUUAAAGAAACUAUCUGAUAAUGAUUGCAAAGAAAAUGAACGACAAUGCCUAUUUUUGGAGGGAGCAUGCCCUGAUCUUGUAGAGGAUUGUAACAAACUAAGGAAUCUAUGUUACCAGAGAAAACGUGACGGUGUAGCGGAAGAAGUCCUUUUGAGGGCAGUUCGCGGAAGUUUAACUAAUAAAACUACAUGUGAAGGAAGGCUCAAAGAAGCUUGCAUAGAGUUGAGUCAAGAAAGUGAUGAAUUAACGAAGCUUUGUCUUUAUCAAGAAACAACAUACGUAAGUCUUGUAGCAAGAGGAAAGAGUAAAUGUGAUACUCUGAAAAAAGAAGUUGAAGAAGCACUUAAGAAGAAUGAAUUACGAGAAAAAUGUCUACCAUUACUUGAGCAAUGCUAUUUUUACAGAGGAGAUUGCGAAGGUAUACCAAACUGUAAUAAAUCUAAACAAGACUGCAAAGAAUAUGUACCAGAGUGUGAUACAUUGGCAGAGAAGUGUGGAAAAGAAAAUAUUGUUUAUAUGCAUCCGGGACCCGAUUUCGAUCCAACUAAGCCAGAGCCUACAGUAGCAGAGGACAUAGGGCUGGAAGAGCUUUAUAAGAGGGCCACAGAAGAAGGUGUUCAUAUUGGAAGGCCUCCUGUAAGAGAUGCAACUGCUCUACUGGCACUUUUGAUUCAGAAUCCAACUAAUACUCAACCGGAAAAAAAAGAAAAAUGCAAAAAUGUUCUUAAAGAUAAGUGUAAAGAGUUAAAAAAACACGAGGUUUUGGGAUAUCUGUGUAAUGAUAAUGGCUCUGCUAGUCAAAAUGGAACUGAAAAGUGUGGAAAACUAGAGAAGGAGCUAGCAAACAGUACUAAAAUUCUUUCUGAAAAAAUAAAGAAUAAACAUCUCUCUGGAUCCGGAAAAACCAUUCCAUGGUAUAAGUUGUCGACAUUUCUUAGUGACAGUGACUGUGCAAGGUUAGAAUCAGACUGUUUUUAUUUAAAAAGUCAAGCACCUCUUGACAAAGAAUGCAAUAAUCUGAAGGCAGCAUGUUAUAAGAGAGGGCUUGAAGCACGAGCCAAUGAAGCAUUGCAGAGAAAGAUGUACGGAUUGUUCCGUGGUUCAGGCAAAGAAUGGUUUAAGAAGCUAUUGGAUAAGAUAAUGAAAGAGUGUUCGGAACUUAAAACAACAAGUGAUGAGUUGUUUUUGCUAUGUAUUGAUCCACUUAAAGCAGUUAGAAUACUUGCAGCUGAUAUCCAAACAAGAGCGGUCUUUUUGCGGAAACAAUUGGAUCAAAAGCGAGAUUUUCCAACAGACAAAGACUGCAAGGAAUUGGGGAGAAAGUGUGAGGCUUUAGGAAAGGAUUCAAAUCAGAUUCAAUGGCCAUGUCAUACGCUAAAGCAACAAUGUGAUCGCUUAGGAACUACAGAAAUUUUGAAGCAGGUUUUAUUGGAUGAACACAAGGAUACUUUGAAAGAUGAAGAAAGUUGUGUAGAAUAUCUAAAAGAAAAGUGUAAUAAAUGGUCUAGAAGAGGCGAUGACCGUUUCUCUUUUGUAUGUGUCUUCCAAAACGCUACGUGUGAGCUGAUGGUAAAAGACGUACAAGAUAGGUGCAAAGUAUUCAAAGAAAAUAUAGAGAAUUCAAAAAUCAUUGGAUUUCUUAAAAAUAACACGGGUAAAAUAACAAGAUUAGCAAAUAUUUGCCCAUUUUGGGACCCAUAUUGUGACAAAUUUUCACCUAAUUGUCUAGAUCUUACGAAAGAAAAUACUCUUUGUACAAAGAUCAAGAAGCAUUGUGAACCAUUCUAUAAAAGAAAGGCCUUGGAAGACGCUCUCAAAGUAGAGCUUCGAGGAAAAUUAGGUGAUCAAGAUAAAUGCAAUUUGGCACUAAAAGGAUAUUGUACACAAUUAGAAAAAUUAAAUAAUGAAUCUAUCAAAAGUUUAUGCAAAGCUAACACCAAAGAUAACCCUAAAAAGAGCAACGAAGAUGCUAAAAAGGAACUCUGUGAGAAAUUAGUGGAAGAAGUAAAAGAACAAUGCAAAACAUUACCAGCAGAACUAAAACAACCAGCAGACAAUCUAAAAAAAGAUGUUAAGACAUAUGAGGAACUUAAGGAAGAGGCAAAGAAAGCAAUGAACAAGUCCAGCCUUGUUUUAUCACUCGUUAAGAAAGACGGAAAUAAUACACCGAAAAAUAAUAGCAAAAGCGAAGAUAAGAAUGACGUUUCAAACGGACUUCAAGAUACCACAAAACAUGUGAAAAUACUACGGAGAGGAGUUAAGGAUGUAUCCGUAACAGAAUUAGAAGCUAAAGCAUUUGAUUUGGCAGCAGAAGUAUUUGGAAGAUAUGUAGACUUGAAAGAAAGAUGUAAUAAAUUGGAAUCAGAUUGCGGAAUUAAGGAGGAUUGCAAAGACUUAGAAGAAGUAUGCAAAAAGAUUAAUAAGGCUUGUCGCAAUCUGAAGCCUCUGGAGGUGAAGCCGCAUGAAACAGUGACAGAAAGCACAACGACGACCACGACGACAACAACGACCGUUGCCGAUCCGAAGGCAACGGAAUGCAAAUCCUUACAGACAACAGACACAUGGGUUACACAGACUUCGACACACACAAGCACGUCUACCAUCACAUCUACAAUUACAUCAAAAAUAACACUCACAUCAACGAGGCGGUGCAAACCAACCAAGUGUACGACAGGGGAUGAUGCAGAAGACGUGAAGCCAAGUGAAGGCUUGAGGGUGAGCGGGUGGAAUGUGAUGAGGGGGGUGAUAGUAGCAAUGGUUAUUUCGUUCAUGAUUUAG
This is a messenger RNA of Pneumocystis jirovecii RU7, 3078 nucleotides long. RefSeq lists its product as uncharacterized. The transcript has a single exon. NCBI's taxonomy places the organism in Eukaryota, Fungi, Ascomycota, Pneumocystomycetes, Pneumocystales, Pneumocystaceae. The record is from RefSeq and is a predicted model, not a curated record.